Gloeophyllum trabeum ATCC 11539 is the source of this 186-nucleotide messenger RNA. RefSeq lists its product as uncharacterized. The transcript has 2 exons. The record is from RefSeq and is a predicted model, not a curated record. Lineage: Eukaryota; Fungi; Basidiomycota; Agaricomycetes; Gloeophyllales; Gloeophyllaceae. Bases 1 to 186 code for a protein of 61 amino acids.
AUGCCGGUCGGUUUCCGUAUUCAAGCAGUUCCCCUGGUCUGCGUUUCCGUGGCGGCCUUCGAGGACUGGCUGGCGGCGAUCGCUCGAGGAAGCUCUUGGGUGUCCACUGCGGAUCUGAAACGUGCGAAGCGAUAUGUGGCCGACGCCAGCUUUGGAGGUCCUCCCGCCGACGUCGGUGCGGCGUAA